AUGUUUCGUAUGUUCCACUCUUACUCGGCUUCUUGCAGAUAUCUGUUGGACUCGUAUUCGUCACAGUAUCCCGCUCCGCAGCGCACUCGCGAGUAUUCGACGCCACCAUCACGCGAGUACAGCAGACCACCUUCUCGGAGUGGUUCGUUCAUCUCGUUCCUGGAAUACUCCGGAUCCAAAAAUGGCGAAUUGUCUCGUAAUGCUUCGCGCACAUCGAUAUACGACGCUCCACUUUCACGUAGCUACUCACGCCCUGAUCUGUACGUUGGUGCUGGUCGUCUGUCUCGUGUGGACAGCUAUGUACGCGAUCUUCACACUCCGUACGAAUACGAGAUGCCAUCGACUUAUGAUCGCUACCGCUCGUCCUCACGAUCUGGUGGCUACUCCACGAUGAGCGGAUACACGGUAACCGUCAUAUUUCAAAGUAAAGAAUGGCCUUUCGGAGCCGACGUUUUGAUCAAAUGGCCAUCUUGGAUUGAGACGAACAUGGACAGAUAUGACAAAAACCGGUUUCGCGCAGUAUGA
This is a messenger RNA of Cylicostephanus goldi, 525 nucleotides long. NCBI's taxonomy places the organism in Eukaryota, Metazoa, Nematoda, Chromadorea, Rhabditida, Strongylidae. The record is from the annotation of a GenBank genome assembly.